Aphidius gifuensis is the source of this 3040-nucleotide messenger RNA. RefSeq names its product CD151 antigen-like. The coding region runs from base 35 to 859 and encodes 274 amino acids. Gene Ontology annotation, cellular component: membrane. The record is from RefSeq and is a predicted model, not a curated record. NCBI's taxonomy places the organism in Eukaryota, Metazoa, Arthropoda, Insecta, Hymenoptera, Braconidae. The transcript is spliced from 6 exons.
UUUUGGACUAUGAUAAAAAUAGUUUACAGAUAUUAUGAGACGAGGAGAUAGUAUAAAUGAUGAAGAGACAGAUACCGAAGGAAUUGAUGGAGAUUACUCGGAGAGUGAAGAAUCAGUUGUUGAUAAAAAAAUUGGUUUUUUUGGUAUUCUUUUUAAUAAUUUAUCAAUUAAAAAUUUGCCAAAAAAAUGUGUUAAAUUUACGUUUAUUACAAUCAAUACUAUGACUUGUCUGCUUGGUAUUUCAACUGUUGUCAUAUCAAUUUGGAUGUUGGCAGACACCACCCUCACAUUACGAUUGACUGGUCAAAAAUUAUUUGUAACAAUUCUUUUAAUUAUUGGCGUAUUUGGUGCAAGUAUAUCUUCACUUGGAAUUUAUUCAUUAAUUAAACAAAAAAAAAAAUUAAUGUCAACUUAUAUAUUUUUUCACUCAAUAUUUCUUGGUAUAAUUUUUUUUUCAUCAAUUAUGAGUGCUUCUAUGUUUGAUCGUGUUAUUGAAAAAAUACAUCAAGAUAUGAAAAAUACAAUAAUUAAAUAUCGAUCAUUGGAUUGGGUCACUGAAGCCUGGGACAAUACUCAACAAUAUUUGAAAUGCUGUGGUAUCAAAUCGUCAAAUGAUUGGACAUAUUAUCGAAUGGAAAUACCUCAAAGCUGUUGCUCAAAAUCAAUUGAGCAUUGUCUGGAAAUGAGUGACUUAAUUGCUUUUGAAUCUGGUUGUCUUAAAAGUACUUACCUCAUGUUGCGUUCUAACAUUGAUAUGCUGGCAAUUGUAACAAUAUUAAUUUCCAUUUUAUCAGGUGCAAGUAUAUUCUUCGGUCUUGGAGUCAAAAAAAGAUUCAAAGUCAGCCGAUAUGUUGGUUAAAUUAAUUAUAAAUAAAUAACAAUAAUAAAUAAUAAAUAUCUAACAAGGAAGACUUAGAAACGGUUUUCCCUUUUUAUUAUCAUAUAUAUAUAAUAUCAUUUUUUUUUUUUUUUUUGAAAACAUUUAAUAUAUCGCACUUAAUAAAUAUUGUAAAUUAUUAUUGGACAUAAUUUAUCGUCCAGUCUCCAUUUGCCAUUAAUAAUGGCAGUGAUUUUGACGAACUGAAUAAUUUUUUUUAUUUUGAUAAUUUAUAUUUCACUUGAUCAUUCAGGAUCAUUCUUCAAAAAAAAUUGUACAUAAAUUGGCGACAGCAAUUUUUACUAAUAUUAUAAUUAUCUUGAUAUAUAUAUUUUUUUUUUGUUUCAUUUUCAAGUAAAAAAUUGAAUUAUUGUGGCAAUUUCUUUUCAAGAAAUAUACAAUUGAUAUUUUUUUUUUUUAUACAUAUACAAUACAAUUGAUAAUUUCAUUGAGGUGCGUAAUAAUUAAUUUUUAAUAAUUAUUAAAAAAAAACAAUUAAUAUUUAUAUUUAAUUUAUUUGGAAUAUGCAUCAACGUUUGAGUUGAAAUUAAAAUUGAUAAUUAAAAAUAUAUUAAUUAUAAUUAAGGAAUAAAAAUGGGGUUUUUUUUUUCUUUUUUCAGGCAAUAUUUUUUUUUCUUUUUCAUCCAAUUACAUAUAUAUAUAAUUAUUAUUUUUAUAUCAUAGCAAACAUCGUGACUAUUUACAGUAAAUAUACAGUUGAUUAGAUAAUAAUAUAUAAAUAAAAUAUAUAUUGUGUAUGGUAGUAGAUAUUUAAUUUAGGUUUACAGCAAUUAGGUGACAGUAAACAAUCAGACCAUCGGCAAAAUAGCAUUGUCUACCUAGAUAUAUAAUAGUGGUCGUAGCUCAAUAUUGUGCUUUUAUUUUCAAAUAAUUUAUUUUUUAAAAUUUCAUUUUUAUCAGAUCAUUCAACGAGAAUAUCACUAAGAAACACUUUUUUUAUUUUCUUUUUUUUUUUUUAUUAAAAAUUUAGAUCAAAAUUUAAUUUAAGUUGAGAAGCAAUUGAUAGUAACAACUUUGUUUUUUUUUUUUAAAUGAAUUUUUUGUUUUGUUAAAUUUCUUCUUUUCUACUUAUUUUUUUAUUUAAUUUUUUUUUUUUUAUUUUCUCUCUAAUAUUAUAGGCAAAUUUUGAAUUUAUUUAUUUAUUUUUUUUCAUUUAAUUUGACACGUAUUUUUUUAAAAAAUAGUCGAUUUAUUUUCAACAUUAUAAAUGUGAUAAAUUUAAUGCGACAAGUAUCUCAACGUUGACUUUAUCCAAUGUUAAUUAUUUAAAAUUUUAUUUGAUUAUUAAUUUGUGUAUUUUUCAAUUUUGUUAAUUUUAAAUCAACAAAAAUAUUUUAUAAAAUUGUUAACGUCGAGAUACCCGCUCGCGUUGUCGUUAAAUCAAUUAAUAAAUGAUCAAGCUUUGUCUAUUUUUAUAAUAAUUUUAAUACACUUAUUUCAUAAUUAAUUAUUUAUAUCUUUUUCAUUUUUAUCGAAACAUGAUAAAUUACGUUGUGCAACUAUCAUUGAAAUAAUUAUUUAUUAUUUAUUAUUUUCACAGUAUAAAAACAAAAAUUUUUGAUUAAAAAUAAAAACAACAUUAAAUACAAAAAUGAAUUGAAGUCUUAAUAAAGACAUCAACAUUCGCAUUCAUUGAUAAUACACUUAUUUAUUUUUGUGGACAAACGUACUGUGUUUUUUUUUAAAUAAUAAUAAUUAGCAAUUUUAAUAAUAAUAAUAUUAAUAAUCAUAGCCAGCAAUUACAAAUAUCAGAUGUUACAUUCAUUUACAUACAGCAAUAUUUUAUCAAUCUGUUUUUUUGUUUUUAUAAAUUAUUUUUACGUUUAAAAAUACAUUGUUAAGCCUCUCAAUUAAAAAGCAUUGUUGUGUCAGUCUUUUUUACACUCAUUGAUAAUUUUAUUUAAAGACCAAGCACCACUAUUUCGAACAAUUACUUUUUUUUUUUUUUUUCUAUUUUUUCCAUUAUUUUUCUUCUUAUACCCUUUUUUUUGUUUUACUUAAUAAAAAAUAAUAAAAAAUAAUUUAAUUCGUAUCGCAAAUUAAUCACUUUAUAGACACUUAAUAAUUCACUCAAUGUUUAUUAUUUAAAUAAUAAAUAUUGUGUGCGUAUGUCCACUAUUUAAAUUGUUUGGCAAUAUAAAC